GUGGUGCUGGUGGUCUCAGAAUAAAAUUCAUAAUACCAAAGAAUUUGAGUUGAAACUUCUUGCUGCUGAUUAUACAUUCCGCCAUGAUUGUGCUUGUGCUGCUAGUGGGUACCCUGCCCGCCCUGGUGCCGGUGUCCGCUGAUUACUUCCCCUUCAUGAAUGAUUCGCUGUCGUGGGAUAAGCGACUGGAUGACCUCAUGUCCCGUUUUACCCUGGAUGACAUGACCUUACAGAUGGCGCGGGGUGGGUCGUUUCUCAACGGGCCAGCCCCGCCAAUCCCACGGUUGGGCAUCGGGCCAUAUGACUGGGACACGGAGUGCUUGCGUGGCGAUGCUAUGGCUGGGAACGCCACAUCCUAUCCUCAGGCUCUGGGUCUGGCUGCAUCAUUCAGUACGCAAUUGCUUCACGAUGUCGCCCAGGCAACAGGACAGGAAGUUCGAGCCAAGCACAACAACUUGACACAGCAUGGUAUCUACAAAACCCACGGUGGCCUGAGCUGUUUUAGUCCUGUCAUCAACAUCAUGAGACAUCCACUGUGGGGCCGCAACCAGGAAACAUACGGUGAGGAUCCAUUUCUCAGCGGGGAGAUGGCCAGAGCUUUUGUGACCGGUUUACAAGGAAACGACUCCCGUUACGUCCUGGCCAACGCUGGCUGCAAACACUUCGAUGCCUAUGCAGGACCUGAAAACUACCCAGUGUCUAGACAUUCAUUCAAUGCAGUGGUAUCUGACCGUGACCUCUUCAUGACCUUUCUACCCCAGUUCCAUGAGUGUGUCAAAGCUGGCAGCUACAGCAUCAUGUGCAGUUACAACAGCAUCAAUGGAGUACCUGCCUGCGCGAACACACGAUUUCUCCGCGACAUCCUCCGCAACCAGUUUGGCUUCAAAGGCUACGUGGUCAGUGAUGAGCUCGCUCUAGAAUUUAUUCUCACCAAACACCAUUACACCAACUCCACCCUGGAGACGGCUGUGGUGGCCGUGAAAGCAGGUGUCAACCUCGAACUCUCCAACAUCAUAGACGUCGUGUAUCUUAACAUUACGGAGGCCGUGGAAAAACAUUUGAUUAGUUUGGACGACGUCUUUGCAUUGGUGCGUCCGUUGUUCUACACCCGGAUGAGGCUUGGGGAGUUUGACCCACCAGCCAGGAACCCUUACACCAAGCUGCGUGCCGAGGAUGUAGUGGAAAGCAUUGCACACCAGAAUCUUGCCAUAGAGGCUGCUGUCAAGAGCUUUGUCUUGCUGAAGAACAAUGGCGUACUGCCAUUGAAAAGUAUUGGGAAGCUUGCGGUUGUUGGGCCCUUUGGAAACGAUUCCAGCCAGUUGUUCGGAGACUACGCUCCUGAUUCCCUGCCUAAAUAUAUUACCACACCUCUCCAAGGUUUGGAAAGUAUCGCUGACAUGACAAGCUUUGCGGUCGGUUGUGACAACCCCAAGUGUGCAGGAUAUAACCAGUCCAGUGUCGUGAAUGCCGUUAGUGGUGCCGAUUUUGUUGUUGUCUGUUUGGGUUCAGGCACGUCCAUUGAGAGCGAAGGUAGAGACAGGAGGAAUCUUGACCUGCCAGGCCACCAACUGCAACUUCUUCAGGAUGCUGUAAAAAGUGCUAUUGGCAAGCCAGUUGUCUUGCUGCUCUUCACUGCCGGACCAUUUGACAUUUCCUGGGCCAUCAACAACACCGCUGUCCCGGUGAUUGUACAGUGCUUCUUUCCAGCCCAAGCUACUGGUGUGGCCAUCAGGCACAUGUUUACCAACUACCAGGGUACCAACCCAGCAGGAAGGCUUCCUUACACAUGGCCAGCAUCCAUGGACCAGGUACCCCCAAUGACAAAUUACUCCAUGGUGAACCGCACCUAUCGUUACUUCAGUGGAACACCAUUCUACCAGUUUGGUUACGGACUCUCCUACACUAAGUUUCAGUACAGUCAGUUGGUUGUGAAACCAUUCCACAUCAUGCCGUGUGAUGACGUUUUUGUGAAUGUGACUUUGAAAAACGUGGGCUCAUACUCAGGGGAUGAGGUUGUGCAAGUUUACAUCAAAUGGAGCAAUGCCACUGUCCCUGUUCCUAAGAUCCAGUUGGCAGCUUUCGAGCGCAUCAACACUGCCUUCCUCCAGACUGUCUCAGUCAUCCUAUCUAUUCCGGCCCGCGUGAGAGCAGCCUACACUGACCGUUUGGUCCUUCAACCGGGAGAUUUCACCGUCUUUGCCGGUGGUCAGCAGCCUGGCCCAAGCAUUGGUGGACAGCUGAACUCCAAUGUGAUGACCGGAAGCUUCCAAGUGGACGGGUCAGAGACAUACCUCGCAAGAUGCCCAAAGUAGAUCCAGACACAGGACAGCAACUGUGUAUGACUAAAACACUGCUCUAUCAAAAAACAACAACAAUAAAAAGCCCAAAUCAGAAACUGUGUUUCCCAUACAUUAAAAGUACUCUUGCAGUGGAGCUCAUUAGUUUGAUUUCAACAGGGUUGUUUGCCCUGUUACUACAUGAUUUACAGUGUUAUUUUAGUUCACAGAUUUAUUGCUUUUCUUUUUUCUUCCAAUUUCCAGUAAAUAAUGGUUAAAGCCCUCUUAAAUUCCUGUUUUCAGCUUUUCCUCAAAUUAAGAUGCUAGUCUGUAUGAGGAUCGGACAUUAAAUUGUGCAGAGCCACACGAACAAACGUCUAGCAUGCAUUUUUUCCUAGCGUGCACAUUUUAUGCGACCCCGCGCGCCAGCCAGUCGGAGUCGACUUUAGAAAUUGUGACGGACUUUUCGAUCAGAAACAUGGAUUAAGCUGUUGAUUGGUCAAUUUGGCUGCCACGUUUUUGUAAAACAACAACGGAUUAUAGGGAGGACCCGGUAGAAGGCGCUCUUUGAAUGGUCACAAUCUGGAUGUCAAGACGCAGUCUUGUUUUGCAUUUCAUCGCCGAAAGUGCACGAAUAUCAAAGACGCUUGCAAUUCCCCAAAGCGCCUGUUCCGUAGACUACUAAGAUGUAGAAAGACAUAAACAUUCUCCGUGUAAGUAGGCAAACUGCCUUAUGAUCAUGACUUGAAACCUCUAAUAUUCACGCCACCAUAGAUGGUAAUUAUGCCACUUUCAGAGUUCUCAAUGAUCUUGGCUUUACAUGUAUAUUGAAAACAAUAUUCUAGGAUCUCGAUUUCAAUUCAACAGUUGCCGAGUCGUAUUUUGAAUUGAGCCAGAAAUCAGCAUCCGGACACGUUCUCAUUCAGCGAAUUACAGCUACGGGAUGUCGCGCACUGAACUGAACCAUUGAAUAAUAGCAGCCCCGCGCGCGCGCGUGUGCGUCAUGUAAACGCUUGCGCACGUCACCCGUACACGGAUUCGCCGAAUUACAAACCAACUACUAACAGAA
Patiria miniata (bat star) is the source of this 3345-nucleotide messenger RNA. RefSeq names its product probable beta-D-xylosidase 2. Gene Ontology annotation, cellular component: plant-type cell wall. The transcript has 10 exons. Lineage: Eukaryota; Metazoa; Echinodermata; Asteroidea; Valvatida; Asterinidae. Gene Ontology annotation, biological process: xylan catabolic process; arabinan catabolic process. Bases 84 to 2312 code for a protein of 742 amino acids. Gene Ontology annotation, molecular function: alpha-L-arabinofuranosidase activity; xylan 1,4-beta-xylosidase activity. The record is from RefSeq and is a predicted model, not a curated record.